AUGUCUUCUGACAGAUUGAAAAAAGAGCCGGAUGAGCGAGCCCUCACUGCAAAAACAGCAUUGUCAAAAAAUCUUUUGGACGGCCAUGUUCAACUUGCCGAAGACGAUAAAAGCAUAAUUGCUCCUGCACCGGACACUGGCAGCAGACCUCCAUCGCCAACUCCCACUCAAUUGGAAACUUCUCACGAAGUUGACCAGACUGCUGAUACCAAUUCUAUGGGCAGAACGUCUCCGCAGGUACAGGUGAAAAAGGAAGAAGAGUUUCAGCUCCCUCUGUUGAUGGAAGAAGAGGGAAAGCCAAGCUACUUUUCCUAUGUGUCACUCAUCAAGUCAGAGAACAAAGGGUUUAGCAUCUGGUCGGUCGAUGCAUUCAAUCUUGGCCCGACAGUUGAUGUCCCUGCUCGAUACAUUGCCAAAGGCUGGACACGUAAAGCCAUCUCCAAAGCCUUUGGAGGUAACACGCAAAUUGUCCACCACCAUUUUGGUUCAAAUGCGACCAGGACGCCAUUUCUGACGCCUAAUCGCACUUGGCACCCUCCUCUUCCCACACCAGGAAUGCAUGGCAUCGCAUUUUUGGACAUAAGAGAUUGCCCCAAUCGACCAGAACCUAUUAACAUAUUUUCGGGAGAAGGCCGCAAUGACUGGCGGCUUCUUGGAACAUACGAGUAUUCCCGUUAUGGCGAAAUUGCACCCCAGCAAGCAGCGCAGAUUCCUGGCGAAGUGCUGGACGAAUGGAUCCAAGGUUUCAUCACCAAAGAUUGGGGUAAACGUAGCAUUGCGAGUGCGAACGAGUAUAUUGUCGAUGACGACCUGAAGGUGGUGCCAACAGAGGCAAGCGUGAAGGCUGCAUUACUGGAUGGACGAAUCGUACUCCCAUUCACCAUCCUCAAGUGUGUCGGUUAUCCGAUGGACUGGAUCCGGAGGUUGGAAGAAGCGGAGGCGGCGUUGACAAAGACUUUGAAGCGCCCUGCGCCAAAGAGCAAGCGAAACGCAUCGAAACGCGUAAAGAAAGAGGAAGGGGCGGUAAAGAUUGAGUCGGAAGGAGAAUCAGACUCGGGGUCGGACACAUCCGAUCACCACUCAGAACCCGAGGAGGAAUCUCGUCAGACAACAUUGCGAAGAUCUCUACGCAAACUCAAGUCGAAAGCAUAA
This is a messenger RNA of Mycena indigotica, 1152 nucleotides long. RefSeq lists its product as uncharacterized. The record is from RefSeq and is a predicted model, not a curated record. The coding region runs from base 1 to 1152 and encodes 383 amino acids. NCBI's taxonomy places the organism in Eukaryota, Fungi, Basidiomycota, Agaricomycetes, Agaricales, Mycenaceae. The transcript has 6 exons.